This is a messenger RNA of Nicotiana tabacum (common tobacco), 3767 nucleotides long. Its product is annotated as UBP1-associated protein 2A. The record is from RefSeq and is a predicted model, not a curated record. Gene Ontology annotation, molecular function: RNA binding. NCBI's taxonomy places the organism in Eukaryota, Viridiplantae, Streptophyta, Magnoliopsida, Solanales, Solanaceae. Gene Ontology annotation, cellular component: nucleus.
CAAAAUGAGAAAACGAAAAACAAACUACAAUCACAAUCACGAACCCAAAACCUUACCCUCUUCUUCCCUUCGUCUUUUCUCUCUUUCUGUAAGGCAAAAUAUCACCCAAAACCUCACUCUCUUCCUUUCUUUAACAGAAGUUCAAAUUCCUUAUGGCUAAAAACAAUGCAAAAAAGCGAAAGAUCAUCAAAAAAGCAGAUUCCAUCAAUGCUACACCCUCAAAAAUCGACAAAAAACAGAACAACAACAAGAAGCAGCAAAAGAUACCCAAGUCCAAUAACCCAACCCGACCCGAUUCUGAUUCGGACUCCGACCAGCCGGCACCCGUAAAACUCCAGAAUCUUCUCGAACCUUACUCUAAAGAUCAACUCCUUACCUUAGCCGUAGACACCGCUAUAGCUCACCCUUCCUUUUACAACCUUAUCAAUUCAGCUGCCGACAAUGACAUCACUCACCGGAAAAUCUUCAUCUACGGCUUAGCGCGUGAGACCACGCGCCAAACCCUAAUUUCCGUUUUUGAACAGUUCGGAGAAGUUGAGGAAUGCAACGUCGUGAUGGACCAUAAUACCGGCAAGGCAAAAGGGUACGCUUUUGUGGUCUUCAAGUCUCGAAAAUCGGCUGAUAAAGCAUUAAAAAAACCUCAAAUGACAAUCAACGGGCGAGUGGCUACGUGUAAGUUGGCUGCCGUGAAGGACACUGCCGUUAAUGGGACCAUGGAGUUUGGUAAUAGGAAGAUUUACGUGAGUAAUGUGCCUCGUGACGUGGCUCCGGAGAAAUUAAGGUUGUUUUUUGAAAACUUCGGGGAAAUUGAGGCUGGACCAAUGGGGUUUGAUCCAACAACUGGGAAAUCAAAAGGGUAUGCUUUGUUUCUUUAUAAAACUGUUGAGGAGGCGAAGAGAUGUUUAGAAGAGCCGUGUAAGGUGUUUGAUGGACGGAAGUUGUACUGCAAGAAGGCUGCUGAGCCAAAAAUUGGCGGCGGAGAGGCCAGUAUUACGACUGAGGUUAUACAGCACCCGCUGCUGGCAAUGCCGCCAUCAGUUGCAGCUGCUCAGAAUAUGGGGAUGAUGGGUCAGGACCCGAAUCUAGCGAUGAUGAAUCAAUUGUAUGGUAGAAUGGUUGUGAAUCCUUAUGUAGGAUUUUUGAAUCCGUUUGUAGGAGUUUAUGGUGGGAUGUUGGGUAGUUUAGGAGGGGGUGCUUCAGGUUUAGGGGUAUAUGGUGGUGGUGUUGGUGGUAGCAGCAUUGGUGGUUCUAGCGGGGGAGUGGCCCCCGGGUUAAUGCAGGCCUACCCAAAUAAGCAGGUUGGCCAACCUUCACCUGCUAAGCUACCGGGGACUAGUGGCUACUCAUCGCACUUGUGAUGAAUAGUGGCCUGACCACGAGGAAACAAAGUUAUUGAAGGUGUUGAUGAGUUUGUUAUGGUCAGUGGCUUGGUUUUUUGUUAUUGGAUUUGUAGCCAUUUGCUUCUUAUUUCAUUACUUUCAUAUAAUCCAAUAUACUUCUUACUGUUAAGCCAAGUUCCUACAGGACUUGGCAGAUUUUAUGUCUUAUGUUUUUUUUUCGGUGGAUAAAUUUCUCAUUUAUUUUCUUUUAGAUUUAUUUUGAAGUGGAUUUGUCCGUUUUCUUAUAUUUUUCAGAGGUUUGCGCUAUGGUGCCUUUUUGAUUUCUUUUGUUUCUCUCAUUCUUCCCUUUUUAUCUAUUAUUUAAGUGGUAUCAACAGAUAUCUCAGGUUCAUGAUCUGGUGUACUUAUUAGUUGACAAUUUUGAUAUUUUGUUGUUUUACUAUCUUUUUACAUUUUCUUUUUGUGGCAGUCCUUUUUUUUUCUUUUGUUUAAAUUUGUCCCAUGGAGCUAAUUAGGCCUCUCUUUUCUUGAUAUUGUUAUAAUCCAUUUCUUCUUUUGGCUUUUUGUGGGCUGUAUCCUCUUUUUCCCUCUUUGAGCGGAGGGUCUUUUGGAAACAUCCUCUCCAUCUUCUUCCGAUAGGGGUAAGGUCUGCGUACAUUCUACCUUCCCCAGACCCACUAGUAAAAUUACACUGGGUUGUUGUUGUAUCCUCUUUUCCCCUCUUUGCAUGCAAAAUCAUGCCGUUUUGAGUUUGUAAAUACUUGUACGCUUCCGACUGUAUGUUUUCUUUUCAGUCUUUUUCCUUAAGCAUCAUUUGACUGUUUAACCAGGAUGAUUCAGGGUUCAUGGAUGUUUAUUGUUAAGUAAUAGAAGAUUUUGAUAUAUUUUCCAUUUUACCUAUUCGUAUCCUUUUUCUAAAACUCGGGUUUUGUUUUUUCCUUUGUUUUCAUGUGUUCACAUAAAAGCUAAUUAGGCCUUUUUUAGUAUAGGUAUUAAUUCAUUUUCUUCUUUUGCCUUUUUUGUUGAUAAAUGACUUUUAAAAGUGAAUGAAGGCCAUAUAUUCUGUUACCUCUCCUUUGCAUGAAAAUUCAUGCUUCUUUCUUUUAUCAAAUUCUUAUAUUUUGAAGUUAUGAGCUGGAUGUCAUUUUUGUUCUUCCUCACUUUCAAGUAAUUUUGAUAUUGGAGUAUAUAUUAUUAAUCUGUAACAAUUUUUUUAGGUUAGAUUAGUAUACAUUUUCCUUACCAUUAUUAUUAUUAUUAUUAUUAUUAUUAUUUUUACUUUGUUGCUUGACAAUCCUUGCCGGUUAAGUAUACUUGAACAGUAUGAGCUGAGCUGAGAAAUGAAGUGCUAAAGUUUCUUUUCUUUAUCAGUUUCCAGACCAAGCAAAACUAAGAAAAUAUUGCAUUAGUUUCUUUCUUUCCUCUCUUUUUGUUCCUUUCUGAGCAGUUAUCAGCUCAUAUCAUCUGUAUAACCAUUUUCUAUUAUCUUCAUUAUUUCCCUUUCACUCUUUAUCCUUACUUGAAGGGCAACCUUGGAGUAAUAGUAAAGUUGUUUUCGUAUGACCUAUAGGUCACGGGGCGAACUGUGGAAGCAACCACUAAUGCUUGUAUUAGGUUAGAAUGUCUACAUUACACCCCUUGGGGUACGGCCCUUCCCCGGUUCCAGCUUUGUGCACCUGCCUCCCCUUUACUCGUUAUCCUUUCUUGAAGGGGAGUCUUGGAGCAACGCUAAAGUUGUCUCCGUGUGACCUAUAGGUCACGGGUUCAAGCCGUGGAAGCAUCCACUAAUGCUUAUAUUAGAUUAGAUUGUCUAUAUCACACCCUUUGGGGACGGCUCUUCCCCGAACCCUGCGUGAAUGUGAGAUGCCUUGUGCACUGGGAUGCUCUUUUACUCUUUAUCCUUUAUGUCGUCGUGGAACUUGGCAUAUUGAUGUUUCAGCGAAGAUCCGUAAAUGAGAUUACAAGUUUAAGUUCUGUUGGCAGCAAUUCAUGAUCUAUGUUGCUCGGACCCUCCGAAAAUGUGGCCGCGUGUGCGUCGGAUCCUCCGUAGUGGAUUUUUGGAGGAUCCGACAUGGGUGGGGCAGCAUUUUGGAGAGUCCACGCAACAUAAUUCAUGACAGUAUUGUAGACAGUUCUGAUCCUGGAAUGACAGAAUUGGCCCUUUACUUGUUCUUAUAUUUAUAUCCUAAGUAUCGGCACAACAUCUUUCUGUGGAUUGAUCUUUCUUCCUAUUGUCCUAUAUAAUGUGUUCUCACUUGUUAGUAUACUUUCUUCCUAUUGUCCUAUAUAAUGUGUUGUCACUUGUUAGUAUACUAGGUUGGUUUUUGUUAUGUGGAAGUUACUGUAUAGAUUUUGGCCAGAAACGCUUUUGUAUAUUUUGUUUAUUCUAGCUAUGAACUUCAGUGUUAAGUUAUUGUGCUUUGAUUU